UUCAGUCACUCUACAGCAAACACUCUUCUGGCCGCCCCACCCUGUCCCAAGCAAACACCUGCCCCAUAGAGCCCCUUGGGAGAGAGUGGCUUCUCAUGAGGGAACAGGAAUUGGCUGUGUUUCUGACCAUAUUCCGGCUGCAGUAUUUAAAUUCAAGGUGUCACUCAGGUUCAGAGUAGUGGUUUUAAGGAACAUUUCACGUUUCCCAACAGAACUGAAUCUCUUCCUUUCUCACACCUUCUCUGGGGACAUCUAGAGAAAGGAAAAGUGUGCUGUCAUCACCCUCAGACAAUUCCUGUCCCUUGAUACCAUAUGAAUCUGCUUCUUCUUUGAAUAGACAUCAAUGGGGAGACCUAGAGGCCUGGGGUUGCUGUUUUGGCCCUUGGGGGUUUGGCUGAGGAGUCCGUAGUGAGGAAGAAACUCCCCACUCAGUGCCUGCCUGUCCCUCUAGGCUUCCCACAGCCGGCUUCCUCCUCUCAAUUCCUUUCUUUUCCUUUACCAUAAAUUGUGGAUUUGAAUGGGCUGGCAUUGUUUUUCUUUUCACCAGGUAUGAGAACAGAUUGAGACCAGAGAAGCCACUGCCUUUCCCUCCAGAGCUGAGGAACAGGAUCUUGCAAUCCUGUGAUCUAAAUCACCUUGUGGAGGAUACAAUGAAGAAAUGGAAAGAUGCUCCGUUAUUCAGAAAACAGAUUCAGAAAGCAAAUGUGACUCUUGACCCAGACACAGCCCAUCCCCAACUCAUCCUGUCCAAGGAUCGGAAAAGCCUGAGAAGGGGAGACAAAGAGCAAGUCCUGCCCAACAAUCCUGAGAGAUUCAACAGCUGGCCUUGUGUGUUGGGACUUGAGGGGUUCACAGCAGGCAGACAUUUCUGGGAAGUCAAUGUGAGAAGUGCAGAAAGAUGGGCUUUGGGGGUCGCCAGGAAGUCUGUGAGGAGAAAGGACUUCUUCUACUUCAGUCCUGAGGAAGGAAUCUGGGCUGUGCGGAAGUCUGGAGGCUUGUACUGGCCCUGCACCUCCCCGGAUUCCUCUCCUCUGUCCCUGAGUGAGAAGCCCAAGAGGAUCCGGGUGACUCUGGACUAUGAAGAGGGGCAUGUGUCUUUUUCUGACGCGGACUCAGGAGCCGAACUCUACAUGUUCUCAGGAGCCUCAUUCUCUGGAGAGACCCUCCUCCAUUUCUUUUGUCUGUGGGGGAAUAAAACCCACCUCAGUAUCUCCUGAGGACGCUAAAUCUGCCUCUCAGGCCCAGCAGGAGUUUCUCUCCAGACCAGAGUGACUGAUAUAAAAAACAUUUACCCACCAAGACCACGUUGGGCAGUUUUUCAAGGGCCCUUUGAGAGGAUUCAUUCCACUCAAAAUCGGCAGAAUUAACAAAACAAAAAUGAGUUGCUCUUCCUUUGCAUUUUCCUUCCUUUUCCCAGAAUUCCCUCUGCAGCUUAAAUA
Lacerta agilis (Sand lizard) is the source of this 1439-nucleotide messenger RNA. Its product is annotated as thaicobrin-like. Bases 651 to 1217 code for a protein of 188 amino acids. The transcript has 3 exons. Gene Ontology annotation, molecular function: protein binding. The record is from RefSeq and is a predicted model, not a curated record. NCBI's taxonomy places the organism in Eukaryota, Metazoa, Chordata, Lepidosauria, Squamata, Lacertidae.